AUGAAUAAAAGAAUUUAGAAAGAAACUAAAAGUUUUAUAAAAACCCUCAAAUCCAUACUUGAAGUAUAUGCAUCAAUAAUUUACUAUUUAGAAAGAGGAGUACUCUUCUAUCAUCUAAUAUACUUAAGAAAAUGAUGGUUUUAUUAUUUUAGAUUAAACAUCUUUAGAAAAAAUUAUAUUGCCUAGACAUUAUAAAAUCAAAAAUUUUGAUAGUUUUAGAAGGUAUUCAAAAUAUACAAUUAGAUCUUUAAAUAUUUAUGGCUUUUAAGCCAAAAAAAAUAAAAAUGGAAAAAAGUUCUAUUUUAAUAAGGAUAGCAAUUUUAGUAAUGAAACUUUUAUCAAAAGAGUACCUAAAAAAUUCAUUCAAGAUAAUCUUGAUCUUUUAGAUUAAACUAAUUUAUAACUAUAUCUUUAGCUUAUGGAAGUUAAAUAAUAGUAGGACUCUAUAUAGUUACAAAUAUAAAAAGUACUCUAAUUAUAACAUUUAAUUUCAAAUCAAAUGAAAACCUUAUUAAUAGUAUUAAUUGUAAAUUAAUUUAAGCGCUAUUCAAAAGGAGCAAUUUAUGAAAUGGCUUUAGUGUAAUAAUUUCCAAAAUGCUUUUAUUUGUUCUUUCAAUCCUUACAAAACUAAUAAUAUAGUAAAUUAAAUUUAACAAUUAGAAAAACAUAUAAGAAAAUCAAUUGAGUUGGCUACUAAAUAAAUUCAUAAGGUUUAAAAUCCUGAUAUUGGAUUAUAGAACACUAAUAAUAUCUGUUAAUUACUAUGUAAACACUUAUAAUAAUUUUAAUUAAAUUUAUCUUUUAAUAUUUCACUAUUUCUAAAUAAUUUAGAUAGACCAGAAGAAAUUGAAUAUUCUUUAAACGAAAAUGAAAGCAAUUUUAGCAACUAUUUUUGUUUAAAUUCAAAAUAAUACAAUUCACAAGCGUGA
Molecule: messenger RNA, 929 nt
Organism: Paramecium sonneborni
Lineage: Eukaryota; Ciliophora; Oligohymenophorea; Peniculida; Parameciidae
Source: the annotation of a GenBank genome assembly